Messenger RNA from Propithecus coquereli (Coquerel's sifaka), 7858 nucleotides. It is a transcript of the gene RALGAPA1, whose product is annotated as Ral GTPase activating protein, alpha subunit 1 (catalytic). NCBI's taxonomy places the organism in Eukaryota, Metazoa, Chordata, Mammalia, Primates, Indriidae. The transcript has 41 exons. Gene Ontology annotation, biological process: positive regulation of GTPase activity; regulation of small GTPase mediated signal transduction. Bases 389 to 6499 code for a protein of 2036 amino acids. The record is from RefSeq and is a predicted model, not a curated record. Gene Ontology annotation, molecular function: GTPase activator activity. Gene Ontology annotation, cellular component: cytoplasm; nucleus.
AGGGAGAGAGGAGUUGCGCCUCUGCCGUUGGGAGCUCCACCUCCGUGGUUCUCGGUCCUGGGCCCCGGCCUGUGGCGGCGAGCGGCGGCCACUGGAGGCAGGCGGCGGCGGCGACGGCAGGCGGCCCCGCCCGGGUGUCCCUCGCUUCGUACAGGGCCCGGAGACGGGAAUCCGCCAUAUUGGAGCCGGAGCCGAAGGUGCCUUGGAGCCGCGGCGCGAGGGUGGAGGUGGCGGCCCUGGCCUGGAUCGGGGAGGAGUCAGCUCUGCCCGGGCCCGCAAGGCUGGGGAGUGAAUGAGCCGCUCGGGCUAGUCUCCUCCCCGCCCACUCCCUCCACUUUCCGCCGCCGGGAUCCGACCGGGAGCUGGCUGUGGCGGCGUCAGCGGCAGGAUGUUCUCCAAGAAGCCGCACGGGGACGUGAAGAAGUCUACCCAGAAGGUGCUAGACACCAAGAAGGACGCGCUGACCCGCCUCAAGCACCUGCGCAUCGUCAUCGAGAAUGCAGAAUCUAUUGAUCUUAAACAGUUUUUUGACCAACAUUUUUCACAUAUAUACUAUGUGUUCUUUGAAAAUUUUGUGACUAUUGAAGCUAGUCUUAAACAGAAAGGUCACAAGUCUCAAAGGGAGGAAUUGGAUGCUAUACUUUUUAUUUUUGAGAAAAUUUUACAACUUCUUCCAGAAAGAAUUCAUCAGCGAUGGCAGUUUCAUAGUAUUGGAUUGAUUUUAAAGAAACUACUCCACACAGGAAACUCUUUAAAGAUUAGACGGGAAGGUGUUCGUCUUUUCUUAUUAUGGUUGCAAGCUCUUCAGAAUAAUUGUAGCAAAGAACAACUCUGGAUGUUUUCAUGCUUAAUCCCUGGAUUUUCAGCACCACAAUCUGAGCACGGACCUCGGACUCUAGAUAAUCUCAUUAAUCCACCACUCAACCUUCAAGAAACUCAAGUCACUAUAGAGGAAAUCACUCCUCUUGUCCCCCCACAAUCAGGAGAUAAAGGACAAGAAGAUCUCACAAGCUAUUUUCUUGAAGCACUUUUAAAGUACAUAGUAAUUCAGGUAAAAAGUUUAGAAUGGAAGAACAAAGAAAACCAAGAAAGGGGAUUUUCAUUUUUGUUUUCACAUUUUAAGAAAUAUUACUUGCCUUACAUUUUUCCAAACAUCUGCAAGGAGAACAGUUUAUAUCAUCCUAUACUUGAUAUCCCACAGAUGAGACCAAAGCCACAUUAUGUCAUGAUAAAGAAAGAUGCUGAAACCAAUGAAGCAAUCUAUUGUAUAAAGGAGCCUUUCAUUAACGCUCGUGUUAUUGUCAUUCGUUGGCUAGUUUCUUUCUGGCUGGAACCAAAACCACAUACAGGACCUCAUAUUCCUGGGAUGGAAGGUGAAGUCUUGCCAAAGAAUAUUCAGAGGGCAGCUGCUAGUUUGGUAUCCAGAGAAGAAAACAAAAAUGAUAAUGCUGAUAAAGCAGACAGAACUACAGAACCAGAACAGUCUCAUUCCAAUACAAGCACUCUCACAGAGCGAGAACCUAGCUCAUCUAGUCUCUGUAGUAUUGAUGAAGAACAUCUCACAGACAUUGAAAUAGUUCGCAGAGUUUUUUCUUCUAAAAGAAGUAAUGUAAAUUUUGUCACAGAGAUAUUUCGUCAGGCAUUUUUAUUACCAAUUUGUGAAGCAGCAGCUAUGAGAAAAGUGGUAAAAGUAUAUCAAGAAUGGAUCCAGCAAGAGGAAAAGCCUUUGUUCAUGCAAGAGCCUGAAGAAAUUGUAAUCACUUCUUCAAACCUCCCUUGUAUUGAAAAUGUCACAGACCAUGAUAUUUCAAUGGAAGAAGGAGAAAAAAGAGAAGAGGAAAAUGGGACUAAUAUUGCUGAUCAUGUUCGAAAUUCCAGUUGGGCAAAAAAUGGCUCCUACCAAGAUGCUCUGCAUAAUGCCUCUGAAGAAGCCACAGAACAAAACAUACGAGCUGGUACCCAGGCAGUUUUGCAGGUGUUUAUUAUAAACUCAUCAAACAUUUUUCUUCUUGAACCUGCAAAUGAAAUAAAAAAUCUUCUGGAUGAGCACACAGAUAUGUGUAAACGCAUUCUUAACAUCUAUCGGUACAUGGUUGUGCAAGUAUCAAUGGACAAAAAGACUUGGGAACAGAUGCUGCUUGUGUUGCUCAGAGUCACCGAGUCUGUACUGAAGAUGCCAUCACAAGCUUUUCUACAGUUCCAGGGGAAAAAAAAUAUGACUUUGGCAGGUCGACUUGCAGGACCACUUUUCCAGACACUUAUAGUUGCCUGGAUCAAAGCAAAUCUAAAUGUGUACAUCUCCCGAGAACUUUGGGAUGACUUAUUAUCAGUAUUGUCAUCGUUGACCUAUUGGGAAGAGUUGGCCACUGAGUGGUCACUGACAAUGGAGACAUUAACUAAAGUUUUAGCUAGGAAUUUAUAUAGUUUGGAUCUCAGUGAUUUACCAUUGGAUAAACUGAGUGAACAGAAGCAAAAAAAGCACAAAGGGAAAGGAGUCGGACAUGAAUUUCAGAAAGUUUCAGUUGACAAGUCUUUUUCUAGAGGAUGGAGUCGUGAUCAGCCUGGCCAAGCCCCAAUGAGACAGAGAAGUGCAACAACCACUGGUUCCCCAGGAACCGAAAAGGCAAGGAGUAUAGUACGGCAAAAAACUGUUGAUAUUGAUGAUGCUCAAAUACUUCCCCGCUCAACUAGAGUCAGACAUUUUUCACAAAGUGAAGACACUGGAAAUGAAGUUUUUGGUGCUUUGAGUGAGGAGCAGCCAUUGCCUCGAAGUAGCAGCACUUCUGACAUCUUGGAACCAUUCACUGUUGAACGAGCCAAAGUCAAUAAAGAGGACAUGAGCCCAAAACUGCCUCCUCUUAAUACUGAUAUUGGCAGCAGCAGUGCUAAUGUUCCUGAUCUGAUGGAUGAGUUUAUAGCAGAACGACUUCGAAGUGGUAAUGCCUCAACUAUGACAAGAAGAGGAAGUAGUCCAGGCAGCCUCGAAAUUCCCAAAGACCUCCCUGAUAUUCUAAACAAACAGAACCAGAUGCGCCCUGUUGAUGACCCAGGUGUGCCCUCGGAAUGGACUUCUCCUGCCAGUGCAGGAAGCAGUGAUCUUAUCAGCUCAGAUAGUCAUUCGGAUUCGUUCAGCGCUUUCCAAUAUGAUGGCCGAAAAUUUGACAAUUUUGGCUUUGGAGCUGACACUGGGAUUGUAUCCUCUACUGAUGUGGAUUCAGGUUCUGGACAUCACCAGAGUGCUGAAGAGCAGGAAGUGGCUAGUCUAACUACUCUUCAUAUAGAUUCUGAAACAAGCAGUCUUAAUCAACAAGCUUUCUCUGCUGAAGUUGCAACAGUUACUGGUUCAGAAAGUGCUUCCACAGUCCAGUCGCCUCUGGGAUCCAGGUCACAGACACCUUCCCCUUCUACAUUGAACAUAGAUCACAUGGAACAGAAGGAUCUACAGCUUGAUGAGAAGCUUCACCACUCUGUUCUUCAGACACCAGAUGAUCUAGAAAUCAGUGAAUUUCCAUCUGAAUGUUGUAGUGUGAUGGCAGGCGGUACUCUUACUGGAUGGCAUGCUGAUGUUGCUACUGUAAUGUGGCGAAGAAUGCUAGGCAUUUUGGGAGAUGUCAAUGCAAUUAUGGAUCCUGAAAUACAUGCUCAAGUUUUUGAUUACCUCUGUGAACUUUGGCAGAAUCUAGCUAAGAUUAGAGAUAACCUCGGCAUUUCAACCGAUAACCUGACCUCCCCCUCUCCACCAGUUUUGAUUCCUCCACUUAGAAUUCUUACGCCUUGGCUUUUUAAGGCAACCAGGUUGACUGAUAAAUAUAAACAAGGUAAAUUACAUGCUUAUAAACUUAUUUGUAAUACAAUGAAAAGAAGACAAGAUGUAUCUCCAAAUAGAGAUUUUCUAACACAUUUCUACAAUAUAAUGCAUUGUGGAUUACUUCAUAUUGAUCAGGAUAUUGUCAAUACAAUCAUCAAACACUGCUCACCUCAGUUUUUUUCACUUGGUUUGCCUGGAGCCACAAUGCUUAUUAUGGAUUUUAUUGUAGCAGCUGGUAGAGUGGCUUCUUCAGCUUUUCUCAAUGCACCAAGAGUAGAAGCACAAGUUCUCCUGGGAUCUUUGGUUUGCUUUCCCAACUUAUAUUUUGAACUGCCAGCUCUCCAUCCCAACAUUCCUGAUAUUGCUGUAUCUCAGUUUACAGAUGUUAAGGAACUUAUAAUCAAAACUGUAUUAAGCUCAGCAAGAGAUGAGCCCUCUGGUCCUGCACGAUGUGUAGCACUUUGCAGUUUAGGUAUUUGGAUUUGUGAAGAACUAGUCCAUGAGUCUCAUCAUCCUCAAAUAAAGGAAGCUCUGAAUGUAAUUUGUGUUUCCUUAAAGUUUACUAAUAAAACAGUAGCUCAUGUAGCUUGUAACAUGCUUCACAUGCUGGUUCAUUAUGUACCUAGACUUCAGAUUUACCAGCCUGAUUCUCCCUUAAAAAUUAUUCAAAUCCUAAUAGCCACUAUCACCCAUCUGUUGCCAAGUACAGAAGCAUCGUCUUAUGAAAUGGACAAGAGGUUGGUAGUAUCUUUACUUCUCUGCCUUUUGGACUGGAUCAUGGCCUUACCUCUAAAGACACUGCUCCAACCAGUUCAUGCUACAGGAGCAGAAAAUGAUAAAACAGAAAAAUCUGUCCUCAAUUGCAUCUAUAAGGUUUUACAUGGGUGUGUUUAUGGAGCUCAGUGUUUUAGCAACCCAAGGUAUUUUCCAAUGAGCCUCUCUGAUUUGGCCUCUGUAGAUUAUGAUCCUUUUAUGCAUUUGGAAAGUUUGAAAGAGCCCGAACCUCUACACUCUCCUGAUUCGGAACGAUCUUCUAAACUCCAGCCAGUAACAGAAGUGAAAACUCAAAUGCAACAAGGAUUAAUCUCUAUAGCAGCCCGCACUGUUAUUACACAUCUGGUGAAUCACUUGGGCCAUUAUCCAAUGAGCGGUGGUCCUGCUAUGUUAACAAGUCAGGUGUGUGAAAAUCAUGACAAUCAUUACAGUGAAAGCACUGAACUUUCUCCUGAACUCUUUGAGAGUCCAAAUAUCCAGUUCUUUGUGUUAAACAAUACAACCUUAGUGUCCUGUAUCCAGAUCAGGUCAGAAGAGAAUAUGCCUGGAGGAGGUUUAUCUGCUGGCCUUGCAUCAGCCAAUUCAAAUGUCAGAAUCAUAGUACGUGAUCUCUCUGGAAAAUAUUCAUGGGAUUCUGCCAUACUGUAUGGACCACCUCCUGUAAGUGGCUUAUCAGAACCUAUACCUUUCAUACUUUCAUUGUCUCACCAAGAAAAGCCAGAAGAGCUUCCUACAUCUAAUGAAUGCUUACAAGAUAUAACAGCCAAAGAUGGACUUUCCCUCCAGUUUAAAAGAUUUAGAGAAACUGUACCAACCUGGGAUACAAUAAGAGAUGAAGAAGAUGUUCUUGACGAGCUCUUGCAGUAUUUGGGUGUUACUAGUCCUGAAUGCUUACAGAGAACUGGAAUUUCACUUAAUAUUCCUGCUCCACAACCUGUGUGCAUUUCUGAAAAACAGGAAAAUGAUGUUAUUAAUGCUAUCCUUAAGCAACAUACAGAGGAAAAAGAAUUUGUCGAGAAGCACUUUAACGACUUAAAUAUGAAAGCUGUGGAACAAGAUGAACCAACACCUCAAAAACCUCAGUCAGCGUUUUAUUAUUGCAGAUUGCUUCUUAGUAUAUUGGGAAUGAAUUCCUGGGACAAACGGAGGAGCUUUCAUCUCCUGAAGAAAAAUGAAAAGCUUCUUAGAGAACUUAGGAACUUGGAUUCAAGGCAGUGCCGAGAGACACACAAGAUAGCAGUAUUUUAUGUUGCUGAAGGACAAGAGGACAAACACUCCAUUCUCACCAAUACAGGAGGAAGUCAAGCUUAUGAGGAUUUUGUAGCUGGUCUUGGUUGGGAGAUAAAUCUUACAAACCAUUGUGGUUUUAUGGGAGGACUACAAAAAAACAAAAGCACUGGAUUGACCACUCCAUAUUUUGCUACCUCUACAGUAGAAGUGAUAUUUCACGUAUCAACAAGAAUGCCUUCUGAUUCUGAUGAUUCUUUGACCAAAAAAUUGAGACAUUUAGGAAACGAUGAAGUGCACAUCGUUUGGUCAGAGCAUACUAGAGACUACAGGAGAGGAAUUAUUCCUACAGAAUUUGGUGAUGUCCUUAUUGUAAUAUAUCCAAUGAAAAAUCACAUGUUCAGUAUCCAGAUAAUGAAAAAACCAGAGGUUCCCUUCUUUGGUCCACUUUUUGAUGGUGCAAUUGUGAAUGGAAAGGUUCUACCCCUUAUGGUUAGAGCAACAGCUAUAAAUGCAAGCCGUGCUCUGAAAUCACUGAUUCCAUUGUAUCAAAACUUCUAUGAGGAGAGAGCACGGUACCUGCAAACAAUUGUCCAGCACCAUUUAGAGCCAACAACCUUUGAAGAUUUUGCAGCACAGGUUUUUUCUCCAGCUCCCUACCAUCAUUUACCAUCUGAUGCCGAUCAUUAAAUAUCAGUUCUGUUUAUCUGAAGGCUCCUACCCAGAGAUUCUACCCAGUGAAACUCCCACAGCAACGCAGGUAGAUGGGGCUGACCUGGCCUCUCCAAUGUCUCCUCGAACUAGCAAAAGCCGCAUGUCCAUGAAGCUGCGUCGUUCCUCUGGCUCAGCCAAUAAAUCCUAAGGAGACAAGCAGCCCAACAACAGUGAUCAGCAGUAGCCACCUUAGCGCAGAUCAUAGGGUUAACUCUUUCAGGCCUUCAUGUCUGCCAUAACAUGCAUGUUUCUUCUUGUACAUUUGAGAAAACACUGGAUUUAAAUAAUUUGUAGCUUAAUAUUUUAGAUUUGGGUUAUUUAUUGUUUGUUUUUAUCCCCACACUCCAAGCUGCCAUGUUUUCAGGGGGAGGAGUUUUACUGUACACCCUUUACCUUCCUAGAUAAUUAUGUCUAAGUAGUUUUACCUUUAAUUUCAUGAUUAACUAGCCAAAAGAUAAUUGGACAAAUAUUCUCAUUAUUUUAUUUAUUGUGCCUAAUUGCAACUUUAUGGCUCAAUAAAUAUAAUUUUUUUACAAAUAUAAAAUUUUAAAUUUAAGCAUUUGUAAAGCUAUAGCAAAAGUUGCAAAUCUGUUAAUACACAGGAUAUGUACAGACUAUUUAUGUUAUGAAAAUAAAACACUCAAAUGGUCUUUUAGCAUCUCAAAUUCCAACUGAAAUAAUUUUAGUAUUAACUUUUUCUUCCCAAAGCAAUGUCUCAUCUCUUGGCUGUGCAGGUGAUGCCCUGGUAUAUCCAAUAACUAGAAAAAUCAAUCAGUGUGCUGAACUUUAAUUUAUGUUUAGCUUCCAUAUAUUUUUCUAAUAUUUUGUUUUUUAAGUGGUAUCACUGUUAAAUGCCAUUUCUGUUUUGAGAUUGUGGCCCUUUAUUAUUGGCUGCUAGAUCCUGGUGUAUCUUUGUUCUUUCUUGAGUACCAAAAAAAGGGGGGGAGAAAAGAAGGAAAAAAACUUUUCUGAUAUAAAUAUGUUGCUCAAAUUAUGUAUAUUAUUGAAAAAGAAAAGGAAACAUGACCCAGGAGUCUUAUGUUAAAUCUAAUAUUGUUAAUACUGAACUUGCAGGUGCAGGUUGGUAUACAUUCCACACUCCAGAAAUAUUUUCCUACAGUAAAUAAGCUACUCACAUUUCGUUUUGAAUGGGCAUCUCCUAAGGAAAUGUAGCAUGAUGUCGGUACUAACUGCAUGUGUAAAUACAUCAUACUGGCAAACCAUAAAAUAUAAAUUAUGUAUCAUCAUUCACAUAGCAUCUACAAAUUUGUAACAGUGGGGAAAAAAGAUGACAUGGUAUUUAAUAAUACAAUAAAAAUAUUCUUAUCACUUCCU